Molecule: messenger RNA, 6063 nt
Organism: Trichobilharzia regenti
Lineage: Eukaryota; Metazoa; Platyhelminthes; Trematoda; Strigeidida; Schistosomatidae
Source: the annotation of a GenBank genome assembly
GAUAUUAAUAGAACAAUAGUGAUUUUUAAAGCCUAAUAUAAAUACACUGAGUGCAACAAUACAUAACCUAACCUGUGAUACAUUUAUGUAAUUCCAAGUAUGAAUCAGGAUAACACGAAAGAUACAAUUAAUUGAAAAACUACUCACUUGUUAAAAACUCUGAAACUCUGAUUAGGUACAACACGUAUAUGUAAAUGGAUAUAAAUGCUCCUGGUGGACUCAUUAUACAAACGUCUAAAAAGUUGAAUAACAAUAAGUAAUAAAGGAUGUAUUUGUUACAAUAGAUUUCAAUAUCUUUAGUUCUCUCCUAAAUUCUUUCCUUCACCACCUAUUUGACCAAUCUCUUCAACUAUUCAUUAGUUCAGUAGCUAGUAAAUUGAAACUGGAAAGCAACCAAAACGCCACCGAUAACUCCGGAUAAAUGACUCUGGGACAUGAAGACUAUCAGAUAUUAUGAAAAUGUGAGCGGUUAUAUGAAAGAGUACUUCGUACUUCACUGCAUCAUACACUUUUCUAUAACAUUGUCAUGCGUAUUUGGAAGAAUCUCAAGACUUCAAGAAUAUUCAAAUGAGUUCAGUAUAGAUGAAAACUGUCCUAUUGGCACAGAAGUUGGUACUAUAAGUGCAAUUGUAAUCUCGAAUCCUAAGUCUUCACCGAGUCUACUUUCAUCACAGUCACAGAUGAAACAUUCAAAUGAAAAUGAAAUUGGACAACUUGUAGGACUCACCUACAAACUUGGUUCACCAUCUGCUUUGUUCAACAUACAUGAAAGAAAAGGUUUAUUAACUACGAAAGCUGAAAUUGAUGCAGAAGCUUUAUGUUAUCAAGUAGUAACAUUAAAUACAGAUCAAAUGGAAGACAGUGACGCUUCAGUAAUUGAUUUAGAAUCUGGUGGACUGAAAAAUAAUCGUAGCAAGAUAGCAACAGUUGUCGAUCAAAUCAAGUGUAACAGCUCCGGUGAUCUAACAGUUCAACUCGAUGUUAAUGCUAUACAAGCAGAUGGCAGUCUUCGAUCAGUUCAUCAUAUUACAAUUCGUAUCCACGAUCUUAAUGAUAAUGGACCGAAAUUUGAGCAAAUCAGAUGGCAUAAAAGAUUAAAAGAAGCUCUUUAUCGAGUUGGUAGAAAAAUUGAUCUACCCAGAGCUAGAGAUAUUGACUUACUCGCUGAACAUAGACGAAUGAAUUAUCGACUUGAUCCAUUCCAUGAAGACGGACAUAAUUCAACUGAUCCAGCUAAAAGUCCAUUUAAACUAGAAAUAAGCAAUUUGGGUCAACCUCGUUUAGUAUUAACUGAAGACCUGGACGCUGAAGUGGAAACUAGACACAGAUUUGUUCUGGUAGCUUAUAGUCCAAAUGCUGUCAUGCCUAGAAACACGUUAAACAACCUAAUUAUACCAAAAGAAUCUUAUUUAGAAAUUGAUAUUGAAGUCACAGAUAUGAAUGAUAAUGAACCCAGAUUCUCAUCCCCUGUAUACAACGUCAGUGUAGCAGAAAACGCAUCAGUUGGAUCUGUAAUAUUUGAACUUGUUGCUUAUGAUCCAGACAGUACAUCACAAUUAACCUACACCAUGGCUUCUUCAUUAGAAUAUCAUGUAAUGUCCACUACAUUUCAUAUUGAAUCUGAUGGACAUGUUCGACUACGUAGUAGUUUGGACUAUGAAUUACGACAGAUCUAUUCUAUUCCAAUUGAAGUUACUGAUGGUGAAUUUUCUUCACGUACUACACUAAAUGUUCAAGUAGUUGAUGUAAACGAUGAACCUCCAGCAUUUGAACUAAAUCCAAAACAAUUAGUUGCAGAUGAAAAUUCUUUACCAGGCAAAUUAAUUGGACAGGUACGGAUUCGUGAUCCAGACAGUCCUAGUGUAAAUGGCCUAGUAGAGUGUUCAGAACCACCGGGAUUGGUUCGUCGUCAAGCACUGCAAUUCUCACCUGAUCCAACUGUAAAUCCUACAGCACAAGCUUACGAUUUAUCUACUCGAAUAAUGCUUGACAGAGAAGAUCCUGAAAAUCCUAUUCCAGGUCAUUUAAUUAUUCAUCUGAUCUGUUCAGAUGGUGGUUCAAAUACUGGUCGGAUAGGUUCACAUAAUUCUGUUAGUGGUGUUCGUUUGACUUCAACUAUGACAGUGACCUUAACCAUUCGGGAUAUAAAUGAUCAUGGACCAGUUUUCGAAAAUUCUGUUUAUCAUGUAUCGAUUCAAGAGAAUAAUCAAAUUGGAGAAAAAGUUGUUCAAAUAAGUGCUCAUGAUGAUGAUGAAGGUGAGAAUGCAAGAAUUACCUACUCUUUGUUGGACAGGGCUAAUUUCAAAAUAGAUGCUUUAACAGGUUGGAUUACUCCAAAUCUGAUGUUUGACCGGGAGACACGUGAUUCAUACCAGGUAACGGCUAUAGCAACAGACCAUGGGAAGCCUCGUUUAUCCUCUUCUGUUUUAAUCAAUAUAACUGUAUUGGAUGUAAAUGAUCACAGUCCACUACUAGCUUCAUAUGAAACUGAUGAAUCUCUUUUACAAACAAAUGAUUUACCUAUUGGACGUUUUGGAAUGAAAAAUAUAUUUAUUGUUCAAGAGAACAUGCCAACAAACACAUAUGUAGGUGAUAUCCUGGCAUUCGACAAAGAUGAAGGAUUAAAUGCCGAGUUGAAAUUCGAUCUACUUCCAGAUCCAGUGUUUCAUCUUCAUGAAAGGUUCAAACUCCUGACAAAUGGUUCACUUUACACAAAUGCUGAGUUGGAUAGGGAAGAAAAGGAUCAUUAUCGCCUUACCGUAGUUGUAAGUGACAAGUCACCUGAUGAACCACUGUCGACGACAGGAAAUAUUGGUAUUAUUGUUCUGGAUGUUAAUGACAAUCGACCACAGCUUUUAAAGCCUCAAGGAUUAUUAUCGCCUAAUAACUCACAGCUUCGAGAAUACAGACGACACAUGAAUCCUGGUGUCCUGCUUUAUGAUCAACCUUCAGAAGAAGUAAAUCACAACAUAAUAAAAGGUAAUCAAAAACGCAGUGAUCCAGAGUACCAUACUCCUAUCCCAAGUCCAGGAAUAAUUCCCGAGGCUGAAAAUGCACAGUUCACACUUCCAGAACCCAUAAUUCGUUUAUCUGUGCACGAAAAACCUGGACAAGUUAUCUGUGCACUAUAUGCAGAAGAUCCUGAUGCUGGAGAAAACGGUUCUGUGUUUUAUUUGCUUGAAGAAUUCUACGAUCUGUUAAUAAAUGAAAUUAAACCGAAUCCUUUAAUAAGAGUUAAUCCAGAGAACGGAGAUUUAGUAGUAUUACGCCAAAUGCUACCGACAGAUUUAGGAUAUCACUUUUUUAAAGUUACUGCAUCUGACCGUGGGCACCCAAAAAUGAAAAUGGAUCAAAAGGUUUUGUCAAUACUUGUGGAAGAUAUUCCAGCGUCUGGAGCCAUGGGACAUAAUUUAUUAUCUUCCAGUUACUAUAUGAGCAAUAUAACAGGAUUGGACCUGACAGGUUGGACAGUGGGUGGGACUAAAAACAUCCUGGUCAUUUCGGUUUUAUCAGUCGUAUCAGCGAUCUUGGCAACUAUACUAAUUACAGCUAUCAUUUGUUUUAUAAAACCAUGCUCAAAGAAUAGACGUAGACAUAGAAAUGUUAACGGAAGAAAUGACGCACUGAGAGACCGACCACCUACAUAUCCUGGAAGUUCAGAAACAAAUGGAAUACUGAUGAAUGAAAGUGAAACUUUCAUGAAUGGAAGGAUGGAGCAACGUGGUUAUACAACAUCUACUGAUAUUUAUCAUCCCUUGUUUCAUAGACCUCUUGAUCCAUUAAAUGGACAUUUUGACAGCUGGAGGCAUCAGUAUGGAAAUAAUGAGAUCACUUGCGGGAAUAUAUCUUGUUCUCACGGUACCUCAUCAUCAGUUGACUUAGAACAUAGUAAUUCAAACGACCAUGACGUUCUAAUAAAUCCAAGACACAUGAUUAACACCGAUAAUAAUAAAAUGACGAAUAAUGGAAUAUUACAAACUAACUAUGAAAACCUGAUUCAUCACAAUCUUCAUGAUAUACAUACCUCAAUGGAGUCAACCUCUAUCAGCAUAUCUCCUUCGUCUAGAAUGAAUGAUCAGUCUGUCUCCGUACGAGUCUUCAAUUCACAAAUAGGUUCUGAUGGAAUGAGUGAAAUGAAUGAUAAAAUUUCCUUACCACGAGCUAAUAAAUUAUCUGGUAUUGUUUACUCUAGUAAUUCAGUUACACCAAAACUUGACACAACUAAUGAAUUUUAUAUUGCUAAACCAAUACCACUUGUAUCCAGAGUUAUAUGUAACUUUAAUGCAGAUCAAAUGGGUUCAGAAGAAACGACGAAGACUGAUGACGCACACACAAACAACUCCAUGAAUUCGACGCUAUCCCCAGUAAAUCUACUGGAUCCUGUUGCAGAUGAAGGCUUGACAAGAUAUCAGGGCAGUCGACUGGAUACAGCAGUGCCUAAAUUUGGCACAUUUAAAAGUUGUAUGACGACAGGCGAACAGGGAAACUUAGGUGUUGAAGAUAUUGUGACAGGUGAGGAGCAGACAUGCGAUUCUGGUCGUGGUGGAAGUGAGGAGGAGUUGAUUUUACGUAAAUUAGAUGAACAGCAAACUCACUCAAGCAUUCCAGAGAUAAGUUAUGAAACAGGGCCUAAUGCAUGGAAUAAAUCUUCAUUUCAUUUAGAUUCAUCACUUGUUAAUUCCGAUGGCAUGAAUUUAGCUAAUCCAUGGUCUAUGAAAACGCAUUCAAUGCAAUCAGAAUAUCAAAACAACACUUAUCACCGUUUGUACCUUUCCACUUCAUGAUUGAUGUAGAAACAAGGGAACAGAGGCAGUGAAAUUAAAACAUCAUGUAUGCAACAGCUUAUAGCAUGCAUAAAACAUUUAUAUUGUACGCCUUAGAAUACAAAACUCUAUGAAUAAAGCUAUACUACGGAGCUAUUCAUAGAGAUGGAUGGAUUAAGUCAUUAAUUAUAGACAGUCGAAGCAUUACAACAACUAAUUAUCAUUACUAUUACAAAUGUUAUUGUUAAACUAUUUCUCAACUUCCAAUCUUUUCUUUCCUACAUGUAUCCAUUUGUUUUGCCUAUGCUGCUAAUAUAUAAAUAAACAAAAUGUAUAUGUUUGUCUGCUUUGUAACCAACACAAGAAUGUGUUCACAUUUUCAUAUAAUAAUAAAACUUCUUUGACCAACAAACACUAUUUAGAUGCAUUUCCCACAUGGUCAAUUUCAAUUGUUGUAAACAUCUCAACGACCAACUUGUACUGUGUACCCCAAUAAAAUUUUAGUCACAUUCAACUACCUUUUUGUAUACACAAACACAGUUUACCUGUCUACAAUUAGUUACACAUGCACACACACAAAGAAAAUCACAUUCCAUAGGGAAAUAAUCUCCAGCAUAACAAUAUCGAAUUGCCUUUGCUUUCUUUGUUUAAAAAUAUUCAUGUUUAUAUAUCUAUCUUAGAUAGAUAGAUAGAUAGAUAGAGACUAGACAAUUUUAUGUAUGUUAAUUAAUUGUACAUUUUUACUGUAAAACAAGUUUUACUUCUUAAGCUUUACUUUCGAAUAAUAAAUUCAUCUCCUUAUCACAUUUCUGUUAAAUUGUCAUUUGUUUGUAAUUCAGUGUCUUGAUAUUUUUGCAUUAGUCUACUGCUUUUUUUUCUGUUUCUCUCCUUUAUUGCCUGAAAUUAGUCACUUUCGAGGAAUCUAUCUCACAAAACAAAACAAAAGAACAAAAAAUACAUCGUUGUGGUGAUGAAACUCGAAUUCGCUGAGUUCUUCUCUUUCCUUUCUUUUUUAAAUAUGGCAAACUUACAGAAAUAAUAAUGUUACAUGUAGAAUAGUUUCUUUUUUAUUUACUUUUGCGCAAUUAAUUCUACUUUAAAGGUCGAUAUUCAUUUAAAAAUCUACGUAUUAAUAAUCAAUAUUUAAGAUGUAUGACAGGAUAAAGUAAAUGCUUACUUCUUCGACUUUUAUUAAAGGAUUAUUCAUGUGUACUCUCUCAACUUAACUACUUAUUCCUUAGCUAGAAUACUUUCUUUCUUUUGUCAAUUGAUAGACAAAAUUGAAAGUAAGAUUAAAAUG